Molecule: messenger RNA, 462 nt
Organism: Endocarpon pusillum Z07020
Lineage: Eukaryota; Fungi; Ascomycota; Eurotiomycetes; Verrucariales; Verrucariaceae
Exons: 2
Coding region: 1-462 (153 amino acids)
Cellular component (GO): membrane
Source: RefSeq, a predicted model, not a curated record
AUGUCGACUCCUGUGGGCAUCACCGUGCCGAAAAUGCUCCCUAUAACUGGCACCUGGACCUUACCGUUGACUGCUUAUCUCUAUCUCCUCAGCGUCCGAGUGUCACUGUUAAGGAUUGAUAGCAAGAAAUAUGUGGGCAACAAGACCUCCGAGGCCGAAGCUGCAGGCAAUAAGCCUGACCCGCUCGAGGUGGCUAUUCGAAGUCACGCCAAUUUCGUAGAAAACGUCCCCAUGGCUCUCUUAGCCGCUGCAAUCGUCGAGCUCAACGGUGGCAACCGGAAGAUACUCAAUGGUGGGCUUGCAGCUUUACUCCUCUUCAGAAUCUUACAUGUGGAGUUCGGCAUGCGAGGUGCUCACGCCGAUGGCCCUGGAAGGUUGAUUGGACAUGCGGGAACGGCAGGAUUCUUGGGUGGCAUGUCUGCAUAUGCUGUCUAUCUGGUGAAAGGAUAUUGGGGCUUCUAG